UUAAACACAAGAUGUAUUAAGUUUUGAUCUCAUCCGUUUUGUUGCCACAUAUGCAAAAGUGUGUGUAUAUACAUUGUACGAGGCCAAAGUUUAGACAAUUAUGUCAAACGAAAUUAUUGAAAUUCCGAAUAAACGAAUAAUGACGACAUGUACCAAUGUGUCAGAGCAGGCACAUCAUGUAUCAAGAGCAAAACGUGGACAAGCUGUCGGAAGUGUUAGAGGCUUUCGAGGGUGUACAGUUUGGUUAACAGGUCUUUCUGGAGCAGGAAAAACUUCUAUAGCUUUUCAAGUCGAAGCUAUUUUAGUUAAUCAUGGAAUUGCAGCUUAUGGACUUGAUGGAGAUAAUGUAAGAAGUGGUUUAAACUGCAACCUUGGUUUCAGCAAAGAAGAUAGGAAAGAAAAUAUAAGGAGAGUCGCAGAAGUAGCUAAAUUAUUUGCCGAUAGCGGUCAAGUUUGUUUAUGUAGUUUUGUAUCACCAUUUGAGGAAGACAGACAAAUGGCACGACAAAUUCAUAAAAUGUCAGAUCUUCCAUUUUUCGAGAUUUUUGUAGAUACACCUCUUAAUGUGUGCGAAGCUAGGGACACAAAAGGAUUGUACAAGAAAGCACGUCAAGGGGCUAUUAAAGGCUUUACUGGAAUAGAUCAAAUGUACGAGAGGCCAUUAAAUCCCGAUUUAAUAGUAACCACUGAAAACUGUACCCCAGAAGAAUCAGCUGCGACCGUUAUUGAUCUUCUGGAGAAACAGUGUAUUAUUCCAAUACUUCAAAAGUCCACAGUAUCAAUACGGGAGUUGUUCGUUCCAGACUCACGAAUAUCUUCUGUCAAAGAAGAAGCUUCUAUGCUUCAAAGUUUAGAGAUUAGUGAAAUAGAUGUACAAUGGAUCCAAGUUUUAGCAGAAGGUUGGGCCGCACCUCUCACAGGUUUUAUGAGAGAAGAUCAAUACCUUCAGGCUCAACAUUUGAAAUGUCUUGUUGAGGGUGAUAAGGAAAUUAAUCAAUCCAUUCCAAUAGUUCUUGCAAUAAAUACAGAGGACAAGGAACGUUUGGAUGGGCUUUCAGCGUUUACAUUGAAAUAUAAGAAUAAGGCUCUUGGAAUAUUACGCAGGCCGGAGUUUUAUAUUCACAGAAAAGAAGAGAGAUGUGGAUGGCAAUUUGGUACUAACAAUUUAGGCCACCCGUAUGUAAAAAUGAUUUAUGAAUCUGGAGAUUGGUUGGUGGGCGGUGACAUAGAGGUUCUUAGAAGAAUUAGGUGGCACGAUGGUUUGGAUAAAUAUAGACUCACGCCAAAUGAAAUCCGGGCGAAAUGUAAAAAAAUGAAAGCUGACGCUGUGUUUGCAUUUCAACUUAGAAAUCCUAUACAUAAUGGUCAUGCGUUGUUAAUGCAAGACACGAAAAAACGCUUAUUAGAAGAAAGAGGAUUUAAGAAUCCUGUAUUACUUUUACAUCCGCUAGGUGGAUGGACUAAGAACGAUGAUGUACCAUUACAUACAAGAAUUCUUCAGCACGAAGCUGUACUUAGGGAAGGUGUAUUAGACGCGAAAUCUACGUUAUUAGCAAUUUUUCCAAGUCCAAUGAUGUAUGCUGGACCAGUUGAGGUACAGUGGCAUGCAAAGGCCAGAAUGAAUGCAGGAGCUAACUUCUACAUUGUUGGACGAGAUCCAGCUGGGAUACCACAUCCUGAUAAGAGUUUAGUUCCUGAUGGGAAUCUAUAUGAUCCGACUCAUGGAGCUCGAGUUCUUUCAAUAGCCCGAGGUUUACAAAGUCUAGAAAUUAUACCGUUUAAAGUUGCGGCAUAUGAUAAGAAACACAGAAGAAUGUCUUUCUUUGAUUCAGCACGGAAGGAAGACUUUGAGUUUAUAUCAGGAACAAAAAUGCGUGGCUUAGCAAAAGCAGGUGAAAAUCCACCUGACGGAUUUAUGUCGCCUAAAGCGUGGCUUGUUCUAGCAAAAUACUAUCGAAAUUUAGAAAAGUAA
Molecule: messenger RNA, 1972 nt
Organism: Dufourea novaeangliae
Lineage: Eukaryota; Metazoa; Arthropoda; Insecta; Hymenoptera; Halictidae
Gene: Papss
Product: bifunctional 3'-phosphoadenosine 5'-phosphosulfate synthase
Exons: 6
Coding region: 101-1972 (623 amino acids)
Biological process (GO): 3'-phosphoadenosine 5'-phosphosulfate biosynthetic process; sulfate assimilation
Molecular function (GO): sulfate adenylyltransferase (ATP) activity; ATP binding; adenylylsulfate kinase activity
Source: RefSeq, a predicted model, not a curated record